UCGGGGAUGAAUUUUUAGUAAAUGAGGUGAUGGUCGGCGAGCAUAGACAUCUAAUGUUUGCCACACAAACACAGCUAGAGCUUUUGAAAACGUGCAAAAGAUGGUUUAUGGAUGGGACUUUUAAAGUAGUAAGUAAGAAAGCCGUUUUCCCAGUUGUGGUCCAUACAUGGUUUUUUAAAAAAAGGGGACAGUAUGAAGCAGGUACCGCUAUGUUUUGUCCCGAUGACAAGGAGGUCGUCCGAAGAUUAGUACUAAGACAUAUAAAGGAACGAUAUCAACCUGCAGUAGAAUGUGGCAUGUUGGACUUCGAACCAGGUUGCUGGUCAGCUAUCAGAAAAGUGUUCCCCGGGAUGAAGUUGAAGGGCUGUGUUUUUCAUUGGAAACAAUGCGUUUGGAGGAAGGUUCAGGGUGUUGGUUUGGCGGGUACCUACUACGAAAGGAAGACCAUCUAUAAUUACGCCCCGACCACAUGCUAG
Patella vulgata (common limpet) is the source of this 476-nucleotide messenger RNA. RefSeq lists its product as uncharacterized. The record is from RefSeq and is a predicted model, not a curated record. The coding region runs from base 30 to 476 and encodes 148 amino acids. Lineage: Eukaryota; Metazoa; Mollusca; Gastropoda; Patellidae. The transcript is spliced from 2 exons.